Messenger RNA from Venustampulla echinocandica, 2709 nucleotides. RefSeq lists its product as uncharacterized. Gene Ontology annotation, molecular function: DNA binding; DNA-binding transcription factor activity, RNA polymerase II-specific; zinc ion binding. The record is from RefSeq and is a predicted model, not a curated record. The transcript has 8 exons. Gene Ontology annotation, biological process: DNA-templated transcription; regulation of DNA-templated transcription. The coding region runs from base 1 to 2709 and encodes 902 amino acids. Lineage: Eukaryota; Fungi; Ascomycota; Leotiomycetes; Helotiales; Pleuroascaceae.
AUGGCAGCAAAAUCCCCAGUCAUGCUUCUUCUCGGUUUCGGCCCUAACGUUGGGCACCAUGUGUCUGAGGCCUUUGCUGCAAAAGGCUACAUUGUCGCCCGCGCAUCUAGGAAGAUAAAGGAGGAAGAAAGUACUGCCACCCAGAUCAAUAUCCCCAUCGACUUGUCCGAUCCAGAGUCUGUGAUUGGAGUAUUUUCAAAGCUCAAAGAUACACAUGGUAUUCCAAGCGUCGUUGUUUAUAAUGCUGGUGCAGGCAUUCCACCAAACGAUGAGAAGGAUCCCCUCUCCAUUCCCUUGGCGAACUUCACUCGAGAUCUAAACAUCAACACAACCAGCGCUUUUGUCGCAGCACAACAAGCCGCCUUGGGCUUCGCACAACUCUCUCCCACAGCGUCUAAGACAUUCAUUUUUACCGGAAAUAUAUUAAACACCACGACUAUUGCAUCGCUAUUGAAUUCGGGGGUUGGAAAAUCAGCGACAGCGCACAUCAUCCAGUCUGCAGCCAUAGCGUACAAAGAUCGAGGAUACAAAUUCUAUUAUGCUGAUGAACGAAAUGCCGAUGGCUCGCCUGCCUUCCACAAAAUUGACGGAGCAGCUCAUGGGGAGUUGUAUACGCAUCUUGCGGAGGGGAAGUCGCAGGGCCCUUGGCAGCAGACUUUUGUUAAAGGGGCAUGCGAUACAUGCAAAAAGAAGAAGAUACGUUGUGAUAUAUCCCGAGAUAGUUGUACCCAAUGUAUAAAGUCCAAUAUCACCUGCACCUUCAGCCCAAUCAAGGCGAAGAAGGGCCCGAGGAGACCACCAGGAUACAAGCAUGUGGAAAAGCUUGAGGAGAGACUGAAGAGGAUGGAAGCUAUGUUGCAGAGCGAAUUGAGGAGUCGGCCCGCUGCAAGCGACGUGGAAGGAGAACAGUCCGACGCGGAUCUACCCAGUGACUAUAUUGGAACUCGCCCAAGCAGAGCAUCACCAGAAUCGCAGCGCAUACGGAAGCGUAAACGGAGGACCUCCAUUGGGAGCCUUUCUGGCUUGGCCUCGAGCGCUGAGCAGCAUAUUUCAGUCUCGCCUCACGAACCACACUUACCCUCGGCCGCCGUCUUAAAUCACAGACCUUUAGAUUGGUCACUCACAGGAGCCUCUCCAGUUACCCUCAGCCGAGAAAUCAAGCCACUCCCAGGACGGGAUGAAGCCCAACUCCUAAUUCAAGAAACCUUCUCAUGCUUCAACUCGGCGUUUCCUAUCUUCGACGCUGCAACUUUCCAGAAAGCCUUCGAGUCGAGCUAUGAAAAUAACAAUCACGAUACCCCGGCCUGGCGGGCAUGCCUAAACGUAGCUUUCGCCCUCGCGCAUCGCUUCCGCGCUAUGAAGACUGGGAACAGCAAAACAGAAGACGUUCACGCCUGUGGCUAUCUUCAAAACGCUUUGGCUUUAGUAGGAGAACUCUCAAUGCUCACAAACGAGCUCAUGGCUGUGCAAGCACUGCUUGGCAUGGCUAUCCUGCUGCAAGGAACGCCGAAUCCAGAGCCAGGCUCGAUUCUGAUAUCGAUAGCAGUAAAACUUGCACAGGGCAUGAAGCUCCAUCGGCGGGGCCACCAACUUGGGAUCGCCGCUGCUGAGAUGGAACAGAGAAAGCGUGUCUUCUGGCUUGUGUAUAUCUAUGAUAAGGAUAUCAGCAUACGUACACAUAAUCCUCCAGCUCAAGAUGACGACGAUAUGGAUGUCGACCUACCUAUCGAGACCAUCGAUUUACACCACGACCGUCUUAACGAGGUCAAUUUCUAUAAUAAUCAUAUUGGAAUGUCUAUCAUUCAAGGUCAAAUCUACAAGCAACUCUUAUCGACACGAGCCCAGAAAUCCCCGGAGAUCGACCGACUGCGCACCGCGAAAGAAUUGAUCACUACGCUAGAAGCCUGGAAGCAAAGUAUUCCAAGCAUGCUUCCCAUCGAAAAAUUCAAUACUACACAUGAAGCGCCUAGCUUUUUCAUCUUGCUACAUAGCGUUAUUUUGAAGUUCACCUAUUUUCACGCGUUGGAUACUGUGCGUCGCCUAGCUCACACAGCCGAUCUCGAUGCGUUGUGUCUUGUAGAGGCGCGAGAGUCGAUGCAGCUUCUCCAGCUACUACCGCAGGGUGACUUUGCUCACGUUUGGCUCCUUCUAGAUAUCAUCAUAUCAGCUUGUACUCUCAUGCUGACACAUGUUAUUUCUGGUCCAACAACUACACAACAUGAGCUAAAAGAUUUAGAGCUGGUGGAACCUGUGUUCACCUUGCUAAAUUUCCUCAACGAUACCUCGAGGGCUCAAGAUGUGGCGAAGAUGGCAGAGUCCCUCAGAGCUUUAAAGAAAGAAGCAGAGGUGGCUAAAAACGCUGCAGAGAAGCAUAUUCGUGUUGAUGAGGCGCCAAGAAUAGGAAGUAAGAGCAUACGAUCAUUGGAAGAAUUUAUUGGGAGAAUUCAGGAGCUGAGCUCAAAGAGAUGUGCGGAAUUUCGAGCAACAGGACUUCGCGUAUAUAAUAACAGUGGCCUUGAAUCUCUGGUGCAGAAGCCGUUGAAUGGUCGCCAGAUUAAAGAUCUCACCUCCACAGCCCAUGCCUUAGCUCUUCAGGAGGGAGCUCAGGUGACUCUGUCUCAUCUGGAAUUUGCAAUUGAAGCAGGCGAGGACUUCGAACGUGAUGUCAACGGCGCAGGGUCAACAGAAGCUUUGAAUGGUUAUUUCUAG